CCUCCAGUCAAUUUUGAUCAUUUUAACUAAUGAAUCAAAGCCAGUGGAACACAUUGUCUCACUGCUUCCUAUGUUAUCCAAAGUGUCAGGAGAAGCGGUGAGUUGUGGGACUGGAUCUGCCCCUGCUUUCUCAUGAUAAGGGAGGCAGGGCAGUGCUUCUGGUCUGCAAACAGCUGAACACUUUGCAGAAGAGUGAGAACUGACGAUACAGCAGUGGGAGAGAGAGAGGGAGAGAGAGCCUGAGGAACAACGGUGCAGCCAAGGAGACCACAGAAACACUCUUCCCCCAAAUCCCCGACUCUGUGGAGAGAGAGGGGAGAAAGACGCGGUGCACACACACAAAGACAUUCUUGGCUUUCAGUUUAAAAGAAGAAGAAGAAAAUUACAAUACGCGGGGCGCGAUCAUUUGUUCUGAGUUACAAAUUCAAGAAGAAAGGCGUGACAGCCGGCUGCAGGACUCAGUUUUACCAUUAGCGCAACAUCUCCCGAUACAAAGUGAGGGAUUGUAGCACAGCGCUGCAUGAAGGAUAAAUCCAUCCGGGAGAAGAGAGCAUCAGAGACAGGAUGAGAGCGACUCUGCGGAUCAAGUGGCUGAUAGUUUUACUCGGCUUUCUGUGUCACAGCGUCUAUGCAGAUACUGCUGCAGAGACAACCACUGGGACACCUGCUGAUGUCACAAGUGUUGCUGCCACAGAUGGGAAUGAACCUACAAAGACUACAGCCACAACUGUGUCAGCAACAACAGCAACAGCGGGAGUCACUACCAGUCAGAAUAACACCGACAAACAGAGCACAGCAGUGCAGACAACACAGACUAUCCCAACUCAGAGCACACCAACUCUCAAAGCAGAAACAGCAGGAACAAGCUCCACAGCAGCUCUCACUUCUCCCACCAAAGAGGCUACGACUGCGAUCACCACUUCAUCCUUGGCUGCUACACCCACGCCAGCCCCAUCAGAAACAGUCACUACCCCCAGCACCGCAUCAGUGCUGAGCACUAAGCCUUCCACAGUAACGGCAUCAACAUAUUCUCUGUCCAGUAAAAUCACUGCACCAUAUGUGUCAUCACCAAACGAGGAUCAACGCGAGAGCACGAACAGCCCCACAGUACCAACAUCCAGGGCUCCAGCACAGACGCUUCCCACAGUUUCCACUGAAAUCCCUGAAUCUACAAUAGUACCUGGAGAGGCCAGAGCGAACACUCAGCUUACAAACCCAGGGGACUCCAUCACCUCCUCCAUCACCUCCUCCAUCACCUCCUCCAGCACCUCCUCCAUCACCUCCUCCAUCACCUCCUCCAGCAUCUCCUCCAGCACCUCCUUCAGUGUGAAAAAAGGAGUUAAUACAGCAACUACAGAUUCAGCCAUGCAAGCCACCGUCACUAUCAAGACUCCAACAUCCACCCAGAAGUUUGUUUAUUUCCACAAAGGCAACGUGGAGACCAAGGAAAAAGAUGGCGAGAAAAAUUUCAGGAAAGUGUGCAAGAGGCUGAUGGAGAGCAUGGACAACGGAUCCUGCACCCUGAACUGGCUCGUCCAAAACGGAUCAGUGAAAAUCGAAUCUGUGGAGAUAAAUGGCAAAGUGAACGAAAGCCUUGCGCAGCAGUAUUAUGACGAGCUCGCCCAGAAAGAACAGAUAAAGACCGAUAACAAAACCCUGAUCGCUAUCCUGGCCUCCUGCGGAGCCCUUCUUAUCAUGAUCGUCAUCCUCGGUGCCUGCGCCUCCCACCACCGUAAGCCUUACAAUGAGAACCAGCAACACCUAACAGAAGAGCUGCACACUGUGGAAAACGGUUACCAUGACAACCCCACGCUGGAAGUGAUGGAAGUGCAGCCCGAGAUGCUGGAGAAGAAGAUGGUGCUGAACGGAGAGUUCAACGACAGCUGGAUGGUACCUUUGGACCACCUGUCGAAAGAGGACCACCCCGAAGAGGAGGACACCCACCUGUAAGGACGGGUGGGAGAGGGGCGGGUCACAGGGCGCGCAACGCCACAACAAAUCGAGCUAUACCCACGCAUCUUAAACUCUUGUCUCUCAUGCCCUUGUAGCCAGGCAACACUUCCUCCAGAGCAGGUGACGGCGUGGCGUGUAGAGGCUGCUCGGUUCGAUGUAGCAAACUUCAUGAAACAUGUUUGAAAAAUGCACCAAAUCAAUCACUGUUGUGUUUAUGCUGCACUUUUCCAUACGUGUGACUUCCUGUGGAGCACAACCUUUUCAUAUUGGUUUUUACACAUAUUUCUGUGCCUGUUCGUUAUUGUACUAACAAAGAGGUUGCACACUGUGACCUGUUUUUGAGUGUUUUCUUGCAUCUGACGAAGGAGCGGCAAUGUUACAAACCAAUCACUUUGCAUUCGCUCUUGAGGAACAGAGGUCAUCUGCGUUGACCACUCUAGAGUUACUAACAUAGAAAUGUGAUCAGGGGGCACUUUAAAGCCCCCAGUGAUUUAAAGAUAGAGGCUGUGCACUAACCCUACAGAAGGAAGGACACGGCCACAGAGAUGCUGCUUACACUGGGCGGACAAAGGACCGGUUUGAAUCCAAAGUGCCUCAUAUUGACUCUGUUGUGUAUGGAAAGCCAGAGACGACAAAUUCUUGUCCUUUAAAGUCAUUCUGAUGCAAACAGGCGUCAUUUCUGUUCAUCUGAAAUCCUGUAUUCGGGUUUGCAUAGGAGAGCCAUGAAGUUGUUUCUAGGGCCAGCAAGGCAUCUUUUUAUGUUAGUGUGUUUUAAGUUGUUACCCUGAAAUCUAAUUUCAUGGUGACCUGCUCAUGUUGGACUCUACCAUGUCAAUGGUGGCUGUUGUACAAUAAACACAAGCUAUAAUCAUGCCAAACUACUUUUUAACUACACGUAAAGAACCUUUUACACGCUGUUAGUUGCAUUAUUAGUAAGCAGACGUGCGCCCAUUCUCAGUCAGCUGAGCCACGCUGUAAAUAGCUGCACGCUCUUUGUUGGUGAGGCUGGACAGAGUCGGGCUAAACCCUCACAGCAGAACCCCAGCUUAACACUUUUAUUUUGAAAUUCUCAUCAGUCCAAUAAUUUCAAUUAAUAUAUAUUUACUUUCACUUCAACCUAUAUUAUGUGCAAGUGACUCAAUCACACUGGGCUCUCCAGUCCAGCCAGUAUGUUUGCUUGACUGCUGUGAGUGUUUGCGUCUGCCACUGUUAUCAUAGUUGUGUAUAGUUUCUCACGUACGUUACUGUACCAGGAUUUUAUGUAUUUAUGGUUUGUUUGCUGCAGAAGGCAAACAGCAGGGGUCUGACACACUGGAAGCUGUAAAGCACGGAUGGUCUCGACUGUUAUUCUGUUGUACCUGUUCAGGUUUGAAAAUAAAUCGUUUUUUCCCCA
Molecule: messenger RNA, 3346 nt
Organism: Haplochromis burtoni (Burton's mouthbrooder)
Lineage: Eukaryota; Metazoa; Chordata; Actinopteri; Cichliformes; Cichlidae
Gene: podxl
Product: podocalyxin-like
Exons: 8
Coding region: 565-1950 (461 amino acids)
Biological process (GO): cell migration; regulation of microvillus assembly; negative regulation of cell-cell adhesion
Cellular component (GO): apical plasma membrane; microvillus membrane
Source: RefSeq, a predicted model, not a curated record